Molecule: messenger RNA, 3123 nt
Organism: Rhagoletis zephyria (snowberry fruit fly)
Lineage: Eukaryota; Metazoa; Arthropoda; Insecta; Diptera; Tephritidae
Source: RefSeq, a predicted model, not a curated record
AUGGCCUCCAGCUCUGGCUCCGGCUCCUCUGCUUCCUGGGGCAUGGAGUUCUUCGAUUUCACCGGCACCAAUGACGAGGAGAAGGCUCAGGCGUGGGACGUCAUCCGCGGCUGUCACCAGUCGGGCGGCGUCGAGUUCUUCUUCGAGUACCCCACUAGUAGUAAUACUAUAAGCAAUAACAACAACAACAACCACAGUCACAACAAGUCACCGAUAUAUAUCAAUAAUGUAAAUGGAAUUCUAUCACCUCCAAAUGUCCUCAGCGAGGGACAACAACAGCAGCCGCCCCCGCUGCUUUCACAACAACAACAGCGACCGGCGGCGACAGUUGAUCAAACGGGGGCCUAUGUCGCCGCCCCCAGCCUACUCUACUCAAAUCAAAAUCACCUCACCUUCCAGGCCCAGUCCAACUGGGACCCAACAAACAGUGGUGGUGGAAACGCCGCCGCGCUGAUGCAACAGCAGCCGAACCUGGCCGCCUCUCCGCCUAUGGGCUUUCUGGUGGGGCCACCACCGCCUCAGCCGCAGCAGCCACCACAGGCGACCGGGGCUGCAGCAAUGUCCAGCAAUGGCGGUCCUCCUGGCGCGGGCAAUGCCCAACAGCCUCCGCCGCCGCCGCCCACUCACAUGGCCCCACAUCCUUAUCACUACGCCCCUCACCCGCAUGGCCAUCCACCACCACCGCCCGCCUUUCCACACCCUGCCUUAUUCGCCGGCCACCCGGCGCACCACGGUCACCACCCUCACCCUCAUCCUCAUCACCCUCAUCAUGCGCAUCACCCGGCAGCCGCCUACCCUCCUCCGCCCCCGCCUCAUCAGACACACCAGCUGUACUUCAUCAGUCCGCACGACGGCGCCUCCUACCCUUACUAUCCGCAGCAGAUGCCGCCGCCACCCUAUCCAAAGCUGAGCUCGAUGAUGGAGAUGGAGGUGCCCAAGCCGCCCCCGCAGCAGCAGCAGCAGCACUACGCUCCUCCAGCGAUGCAACAGCAACAGCAGCAGCCUCAGUCGAUUCCUCCCCCUCACAGCCAAGUGAUUCAAACUUCCACCACUACACUCACACCCAUCAUCAACAACAACUCACAGCAGCAGCAGCAACUGCAGAUUACUCAACAGAUGACACAUUCACAGAAUAUUUUGCCUCUCGAGUCCAUCCCAUCCUCAAGCAUCAGCAACACAAACCACGAUCUGACACUGCAGCAGGACUCGCCGUCGACUGCACCACCACCACCACCAUCAUCCUCAUCAUCUUCAGCAAUCACAUCGAAAGCACUACCCUCAUCAUUAUUAUCACCAUCCUCAUCAUCCCCACAGACUGAAGCCGUCCUGAGCGGGAGCAAGGUGGUGACUGUGUCACCCGCUGUCGCUGCUGCUGCUGCACCAGUGCAAACCAUUGAGUCAUCGAGCCUGCCAGCACCACCAUCAUCAUCAUCGUCAUCGUCACAACCACAACCACCACAUCUCACAUUGCAAUCACCACCACCCCCAUCAUCACAACAGCCACCAAAGUCAAUUACUUCUUCUUCUACUACUACUACUGAACAAGCAUCCACAACUGUCAUUGAAUCCGAGCAAGGCAUCAACACUUCAGUCGUCAAGAGCUCCGAAGGGGGCGAGACCCUGCAAGCUCUGCUCGCUUGUCCGCCCUUUUACAAUUUAAUGCGCGAGAUUAGCGAGACGCCCAAUGUCUUUCGCGAGGCGACCUCUACGCCCAUUAUUGAUAAUUUUGCUCGAUACUUUGGCCGCUUCCAGCCGGCGGACCGGCGGCAGAUCAAGUCGGGCGCCGGCGCCGCCGGGGGCACCGCUCAGGCCUACCUCGAGGAGCUGCUCAACAAUGAUCCCUUUGAGCCGGCGUGCAUCUACGACACGCUGAAGCACAUCGGCAUGAUCAAGAGUGACCAGGAGCGGGGUCACCAGGAGGACGCCGAGGAGUUUCUCUCCUCGCUGCUCAACGGCCUCCACGAGGAGAUGAUCAAGCUGUCGGAGCUGUGGGCGGCCAGGCAGGGCGGCAAUGCUGCCGGCGGGGCUGGGGCUGCUGUCAAGACGAAUGGAUUUGCCAACGCCGCCACUAGUGAUGCUGCUGCCGCAGCUGCUGCUCUGUCCGAUGAUGAUCACCACAAGGCGGAAGGUGAUGUUGAUGGUGGUGACGCCGACAAUGAUGGCGACAAUGACGACGACGUCUGGCACGAGGUGGGCACCUCGAAGCACAAGGCGCUGCCCACUCGAUCGGCCACCGUCGUCGCCACGGCAAUAACGCAAAUCUUUGGCGGCUCGGCGCUGGAGGUGCGCACGGUGAACAGCGGCAGCGGCAACAAGCCCUCCACCGGCAACCGCCAGCCCUUCUUUGACCUGCAGUUGGACAUUAAGCCCACCGGCAUCAACAACCUCGAAGAUGCGCUGCGCUGGCAGACGCGCCGCGAGGCCAUCCACGGCUACGUCGACCCGAAGACGCGCAAGGUGGUGGAGGCCAGCAAUCAGAUGUUCCUCGAGACCGUGCCGCCCAUUCUGGUGCUGCACCUGAAGCUCUUUGACUACGACGUCGAGUCGGGCGCCAACCGCAAAGUAUUAAAGCGCAUUACCUACCACGAAAACUUUGAGAUUCCGCGCGACUGCUUUCUCCACCACGGUCGCGGCCACCACGGCCGAGGAGGAGGAGGCCUGGAAAAUGGAGGUGGAGGUGGUGGUCGUGGUGGUGGAGGUGGUGGCGGUCAGCAGGCAAAGAAGUACAAGCUGCUGGCGGUGGUGUACCACAGCGGCGCGGAGGCGAUGAAGGGCCACUACAUCACCGACGUGUACCACCUCGGCCUGAACCAGUGGCUGCGCUGUGAUGAUGCCUCCAUCAAGGUGAUCUCAAUCUCGCAAGUACUCGCAACGAACAACCACGGCACCGGCGGCAGCAUGGUCCCCUACCUCCUCUUCUACCGACGCCAGGACGGCGGUGGAGGGGGACAUUCUGGUCCCGGGGCCGCAGCCUCCAACAGCAAUGCUAACACCUCAAACUCAAACACUUCUUCUUCUUCUUCUUCGAACACUAACAACAACACCUCCUCUUCAAACUCGUCUUCUUCCCAUCAGCAAUCUGCCGCUGCUGCCUCCCGUCAUCUGCUCUCAAGUGAUAUCUAA